Molecule: messenger RNA, 885 nt
Organism: Alternaria alternata
Lineage: Eukaryota; Fungi; Ascomycota; Dothideomycetes; Pleosporales; Pleosporaceae
Exons: 3
Coding region: 1-885 (294 amino acids)
Cellular component (GO): prospore membrane; lipid droplet; ascospore wall
Source: RefSeq, a predicted model, not a curated record
AUGUCCGAGUCCAGGAUGAGAGUGCCUGACAAGGUCAAGGAAGUCGCCAAGGAGGACUUCAACCAGGCCAGGCAGCUCGCUUCAGAAGCUGUCCGUUCGGCCGCAUAUCUCUACCCUUUCAAGGGCAUUGUUUACUUCUUCACGCAUCGUGCGCUAUGGAAGCCUCUCGCUGCAAAACUCGUCCCCACGGUCUCACUCGGUCUCGGUGUCACUGUGCUGAUGUUCGCCGUCACCUACAUUCCCCAAGUUGCACUUCUCACCCUCUUCAACGGACCACUCGCAGUCUUCACCACCGUUCUGCUCGUACUCAGCGAAUCCUCUACUAUAUUCUCCGUCUUGAGCAAGAACUUCCUCAUUGAUGAAGCGCUGAUUGACACGUUUGACUCGACCUUGCUCAGCCGCAACCAGACUACGUUGGUUUCGAAAGAACGCCAGGUAAAGUCAGGAAGCGACCCUGUUGCCAAGUUGGGAAAGCUGGUCACCAAGCCGUUUGCAAAGUUUGCACCCAGCGCCAUCAUCCGAUACUUCAUGUACCUUCCGCUCAACUUCAUCCCGAUUGUCGGUACCGUACUAUUUGUCAUUCUCCAGGGACGCAAGUUUGGCCCAACGGCGCAUGCUCGUUACUUUCAGCUCAAGCAGAUGAAGAAGCAAGAAAAGGAGCGCUUCAUCGAGCAGCGCAAGGCUGCGUAUGCCAGUUUUGGUAUCCCCGCCGUCCUCCUCGAGCUUGUCCCCAUUGCCGGUAUCUUCUUCUCCUUCACCAACACUGUGGGCGCUGCCUUGUGGGCUGCCGAUAUGGAGCAGGGCGUCCAGAGCGGCGAAGGCACUACGACGGCGCCGAAUCUGCGCCAGCAGGCUGAGCUGGCUAAAGAUAGGCGGGAGUUGUGA